This is a messenger RNA of Dracunculus medinensis (Guinea worm), 2370 nucleotides long. The record is from the annotation of a GenBank genome assembly. NCBI's taxonomy places the organism in Eukaryota, Metazoa, Nematoda, Chromadorea, Rhabditida, Dracunculidae.
AUGAGUUGGAGUUUGUCAGAUGCAGCGAAGUCAUGGACGAGUAAUGAAUUGAUAAGUCUCAUGCAUUUCGUCGUUGAAGACGAAGCGCAGUCGAUGAAAUACGACUCAGUUCCGCUUGCUGCUCACGUCGUUUGCACAUCGCCCGGCAAGCUGCUUUUUCUUUACUUUCCAACUUUUUUUACUUUUUUUACUUUACUUUUCACUGUUGUUGAAAUUCAUGAAUGGUUGAUCCCAUCAAGAGCGAGUGAUGAAUUUAUUUUGGCAAGCCAUGCCUGUCAGUUUCUCAUCAAGCGUUUUAUCAUAUUUAUGGAGCGGCGGAAGUAUAGUGCAACAGAAAUUGUCGAUAUAAUAAGCUGCUUCAUUUGUGGUAGUCCAUUGCAAAAAUCUUACAUUGAUACACUGAGUUCCAGUUCAAGCAACCAGCAAAUUUUUCCGAUAACAGUGGAAAUCGCGGACAAAUCGCAUAUCGAUGAAGUUUUUCGCGCUAGCGAUUUUCCAAAAAUGAACGGGUUAUAUUUAUUCAGUAAAACGACAUUAGAAGAUAUCGUUAAAUACAUGUUGCCCCCAAGUUUUAUCGAAAUUCUCGAAUCGAAAUUUGAGCAUUUUUUACUCAAUAUUUCUACAUCUUUUGAUACUUGCCACAUUUCAAUCAGUGAUUUUUUAUCGGCUAUUGCUUCAUUUCCUGAAAUUUGUCGUUUGAUGGAAUUAGAUAUUGGUAAAACAAAUGAGGAUUCUAUUGACUUUCUUGGACGAUUAUCAAAUUCACUGGUAUUUGCAAUUUGUUGCAUUGCGAUUAGUAGCGAUCCAGAUGAAUUUAAAUCUGAAGCGGCAAAUCAGUGUAUAUCAUCAAUUUCGGAGAUUCAUAAGAAAAUGAAAGAUUUUAUGCGAUAUUCACAUAAUGCUGUAGAAUUCUAUUUACAGACCACUGAUUUCCUCAGCCGAUGUAUUACUGAGAUGAUUUUGGCAAAUAAGAUAAAUAUGGUUUAUUUACUUGGUGAACAUUUAUUGAAUUUAUAUCUCCCUUUAACUGUGCAAUUUUUGAAUGAUGAUUUGCGAAGGAAAAUUUGUGAUGUUCUUUGGAUUAUCGCUAAAAUUUCAUUAAUAAAUGCUAAGAAUCUGCAUGAACCAGUCUUAGGUAAAGUUUUCAUAAAGCUUUCUUUUUCCGAUGGUCCAACUAUUGGUGUUGGUGAUUGGCUGGAAAAUAUUUUAAAUAGUGUGCCGGCCUAUUUGGACCAGCAGGAAGCCGCUUUAGCAUUAAAUCGAUCAAGUUUUGGUGUCAUAACCUCUUCUAAGGUUAUGUUAAUCGAUGAAUUAUUUCGUGUUAUGAAAGGAGAUUGCUGUGCUCUAACUGCGAAUAAUUUGUGUCAAAAAAUAAUUUCCUCUAGUUUAACAUCACCCAGAUUGUCUCUUCAUGUUAUUCUUCGUUUAUUGGAAUCAGUAGGAUGCAGUUCGAACGUGAAUUUGCCUCUUUCAUCGUCAUAUUUUUUGAUUCUUAGUCAUGCUGUUCAUUUAUUGGGAUCUGAUCAACUUAAAAUUGCUAUAAGUAAAGCUGCAUCUAUUGUUCUUGAUAAUCUUAAAAGCGGUCAGAUUUAUGGGAAAAUUAGAAUACUCAUGCAGUCGUUAUACCUAAUUCUUUUGGGAAAACAGAAGAAUCUGCGAGAAGAAUUUAGUGAAUACUCAGAAUGUGAUUUUUUCAAAGAAUCUAAUUGGUCAUCUUUGGUUGGGAAUAUUGUUAAAAUCGAUUUUGAAAAUUGGGAUGAACUUUAUUCAUUGCUCGUAAAAUUGCUCUUCUUCAAAGCAAGUUGGUGUGAAUUGCAACUCAGAAUUAACAAUGUUUUGCCGGAAUUUAUCACGGAAAUUUCCGAUUUCAAUUUCGUUCUGUAUGAUGCCUUGUUACUUAUGGUGGCUGAACUCAAGAAACUUAAUUUAUCAACGGAUUUUGUUAAGGAACUUAUUCAUUUUUGCGGUGGAUUUUUUCAUUUCAUCUUGACUGCCAUGAUUAAAGAAUCUGGAAUAUCAGAAAUGUCGAUAGAUUUUUAUUUGGAUACUUUAUCAGUCGCAGUUUGUCCAUUAAUUAAAAAGUUGUCCAAUGACAUGGUUGCAUUUUUAUCGUUACUUCGUGAGAAGGCUUUGAGAAAUAUUCGUAAGUGGUCCGACGUGUCUCUUGUGGAAGAUGAUUCAAGGAAUUCUAUAAUUAAUCGAUUGACUGAUCCGAACAAAACAAUUAUAAGCGAUGAUGAUUCUUUUGGUUCUGGAAUGGUAUAUCAUGCGAUUCAUUCUGCUUUGAUGAAUUUGGUCAUACUUGCCCUAUAUCAUUUGCAGAAAAGGUAUGUCAUCUAUAUCUGUUGUGAAACUUUAAUUUGCGAUUAA